This is a messenger RNA of Symbiodinium natans, 2496 nucleotides long. NCBI's taxonomy places the organism in Eukaryota, Dinophyceae, Suessiales, Symbiodiniaceae. The record is from the annotation of a GenBank genome assembly.
AUGGCGCGGGAUGGCCGUCGUUUGAAUCCUGGCGAUGCAGUUGCUCCUAUCGUGGGCGAGCCCUUGAGAGUUUUGCGGCCGUCCUACGGCAAUGUCCGCGCAACCUACAUGACCUACAUUGAUGUGCUGCAGAGGUCGUUGGAUGGCUCCCACUUUCUUGGCAAGACCACUGGUCCAGAGCGUCACUCAGAGUGGUUCUCGCCCGAAGAUGUGCGCAACGGCAACGACGAGUUUGUCAUGGCAUGUGCUCAUGCUAAUGUGUUGCCAGAGCAGCGCAGGUUCCGUGAGCAGGAGGUGGCCAAAUUGCAGGAGGCCUUUCUGACAGACAACCUUGUGCACUUGAAUGAGGUGGCGCGGGUUCCAGGUUUCCGGACAGCUGCAUCCAAGUACAUGGUGAAGGUCACUCGGAUCCGUGCAGAACGCCCAGCGCGUUUGCGUCCCGACAGCCAGCUGCAGACAGCUAACUUGUCGGAGUUCCGCAGAGCUUUCCAGCUGCAGAUCUACGACGGGGAGGUUUCAGAGAUAGAUCCGGACGGAGAGUUUUUUUACGUGACCUUUGAGAUCCCGGCGAGGCCAGACAGUCCUGAGAGAACCGAGAGAACCGGGCUCUGCCAUGCGAGGGAUGCUGGUCGCUUGCAGCGGCCCCUGCAGGAAGGAACGUUAGAUGUGGGACAGGCCGUCAGGGUGCGCAUUUUGAGUGAGCUGGAGGGGGUCACCUACCUCACUUUGCAGCUCACCGACUUGCUUGGCGUGGACAUGGAACACCUGAUAGAGCGCUUCUUCCGCACUGGCCGCCCUUGUGUAGAGGAGCUUUCCAUAACACACAUCGACUGGGACGACCCGCCUGCCGGAGUCUCGCGAGGAGGCAGCGUCAGCCAUGUUGCCCAUCAGGUGGCGCAGGAGAUGCGACCGCCUGACUUGAUCGACUAUCAGAAGUAUCAAUGCUGGGCAGACUUCUGGUGCGACGAGUGCGGCAGAUCCUGGUCGUCAAUCCUGGCCUGGGGAGUGUGCUUCCGUGAGGAUGAUGUGAACGCCUGCCUUUGCAACAUUGAGCGGAGGCGCUUGGUGGGCUGCGUGCACACAUUCAAAAGCGUGGAAGACUGCCGAAGAGGGCAGGGUCCUGAUGAGCGGACGAGAUGGUUCCCAGAACGCAAUGCCCGGUCUGUGUUUCAACGUUGCAGAGAAUGCGAGGGCCGUGGUUCUGCCGUGAAGGUGGAGGUGUUCUACAACCAGCAGGGUACAGGGCACCAUCUCCCGCAGCAUUGCCCACAGUGCUGCUUGAACGGUUCCUGGUGUGUAAACCAGGGGGACCCUCCCACGAUUGUUGAAGAAUACACGGCUCUCCUCCGCCUGCUGGAUCCGAGGCUGCGCUGGGAAGCCAGCGACAUCGGCCUGGAGUGCGAGUUCAUGGAGACAGGCAGGCACAGAAACCGAUGGUUGAUACAGCUGGUGCCAGAAGUGUUCAUCGUACCAGAUCACCUGUGCUUCGGCCGUGGCAACGAGAUGCGUUACACGCCCACAGGGCAAGAGCCUGAACUUCUCCGAGGAGAUCGCUUGCCAGCCGGAGUUGACCAGGAGGCUCAGCUAUUUGCUUCCAUGACGGUGCCUGAGGCCGAGCUUGCCGCUGGGAAUCUUCACGGGGAAGGAGAUGACUUUGAGGAUGCGCCGCAGGGGCUGAGUGAGGAAGAGCAGGCCCUUCUGAACUUCGACCGCGUGGGUGGCGCAUUGUCUGGCCGCUUGGACAGGAAGCCACGAAUCUAUCGGCUAUCCCGUGCUCCGCAGUUCCCAGGUGACAGAUACCAAGGUGAUGGAAGGGGUCUCUUUGGCAACUACGGUGAGCGCCAUGGCGUGACUUUCUUCAAGCCAGCAGGUAUGGUGAAGCGGCGUGUGCAGCUCUCUCCGGAAGAUGCUCGUCCGGGGCUUGCCAAUCAUGUUCCAUGGGACCUCUUUUCCAUCGGCCGCGCGCAUCCUCUACGACCGGCUCAGGCGACCUGGCACCUGGCGCAGUGUGCUGAUGGCCCACGGCAAUGCAGGAGCACGUGCACCGACAAUCUACCUGUCACCGGCGGUUGCCCAGCAGCAAUGGUUGGCUACUCAUUGUUUCCGGCCUAUGCCCCAUUGUAUCAGUUUGGUCCACGCCAAUGGGUCCAGACGGUCUUGAUGGUCAAGGUCCGCCCAGGCUCAUACCGAAUGCAGACUAACACACUGGGGCCAAGCCGUCAUUGGCCCCGGGAUCUUCGCAUCGAUCCAAACUUCAAGACGCACGAAGACCUCGAGGCCUUGGUUGAAGAUGAAGACGAUGUUCGGGUGAUUGGAGUUCUGUUCCGUAAGCUGGGCGACGUGGACGCCUCCAUUUACGGGGAGCUUGUUCGGCAAGUGCAAGGGCACACGGAUAGACCACAGUUUGAGUUGACCAGCAUUCUGCAGGACCACUACCGUGCCAACGGAUAUUUCACGGACGCUGAUUUGCCCUUUGACCAUCCCGCAGUUGCAUGA